This is a messenger RNA of Truncatella angustata, 1167 nucleotides long. RefSeq lists its product as uncharacterized. The coding region runs from base 1 to 1167 and encodes 388 amino acids. The record is from RefSeq and is a predicted model, not a curated record. The transcript is spliced from 3 exons. Lineage: Eukaryota; Fungi; Ascomycota; Sordariomycetes; Amphisphaeriales; Sporocadaceae.
AUGCAAAGAAUGAAAGCAAUUCUGCGAGUGAGAUUCCGGUCAAGAAGCCAUGAGAAGAACACACGACGGUUCGGUGGAACCCAGGCAGGGGCUGCGGCUGCCUCGAAUCGAAUUGCAAGGCAAGCUUUUGUCUUGCGAGCCUGGCAAGGUUAUGAAUACAAGGAUGCGCAGAUGCUUAGCAUCCGGGCGAUGGUCAACGAGCUGUCGUUGAAGUCUGGGGCCGAGUACGAUGUCCAUCUUCUAGUCGAGAUCAAAAACCUCAGCUUGCCAAUAUGGAGCUCGCACAGUUCCAUAACUGGCGUAUUUCGGUCAGGACACUGGCCGGUGCAAUGGUUUUCCCAAGAGCAUCCUGAGUACAAAUUCUUCUGGAACUGGGAGAUGGACGUCCGAUACACGGGACACUAUUAUGAGCUUGCGAAUGCAAUAUCCAAAUGGUCGGACAAGCAACCACGCAAAGGAUUAUGGGAGCGCAGCAGUAAGUUCUACAUACCAAGCGUGCACGGCACAUGGAGCAAGUUUGUCGACAUUGUCGGUUUGGCUGCAUAUCCAGAGGGCGUCUUCCCUCCUACAACCUAUGAAAAGGACAACUAUGAAUGGGGCGUCGGCGAACCGGCGGAUCUCAUCACCUUCAACCCCAUCUUCGACGUCGCCAAGUCCACGUGGCUACAUGCCUCCGACGUCACGGGAUAUAGCACAAAACUGGAACUGCCGCCCAGACGCUGCUCUGUCGUUGCCGUCACCCGCAUGUCCAAGCGUCUGCUCGGUAUCAUGUACGAGGAGACUUGGAGCAAACGACACAGCAUGUUCCCCGAAGUCUUCCCGCCAAGCAUUGCGCUGCACUACGGUCUUAAGGCUGUAUACCCUCCAUUGCCAGUGCAUCUAGACCGCGCCUGGAAUCUCGAGUGGCUGAAUCGAGUAUUUAACUGGCCCACGAAUGAGAAGGAGAGCGUCUUUUCGUUCUUUGAUAACGCAGCGCCCGGCUUUGGUGAAUUCAAUCACCUGGGCAGCACAUUCUAUUUCUUAGCACAGUUCGGUAGCUCACUCUGGAGGCGGUGGAUUGGUGCGAACGAGGGCGGCAUUGGCGGACAAGAAUGGGAGGCAGAAAACGGAGGCACGAUGUGUCUGAGAGGUGCAUUGAUACACCCAGUGAAGAACGACGGGCUGUGA